Messenger RNA from Portunus trituberculatus (swimming crab), 4838 nucleotides. It is a transcript of the gene Pi3K92E, whose product is annotated as phosphatidylinositol 4,5-bisphosphate 3-kinase catalytic subunit delta isoform-like. Gene Ontology annotation, cellular component: phosphatidylinositol 3-kinase complex; cytoplasm; plasma membrane. NCBI's taxonomy places the organism in Eukaryota, Metazoa, Arthropoda, Malacostraca, Decapoda, Portunidae. The record is from RefSeq and is a predicted model, not a curated record. Gene Ontology annotation, biological process: phosphatidylinositol 3-kinase/protein kinase B signal transduction; phosphatidylinositol-mediated signaling; cell migration. Gene Ontology annotation, molecular function: 1-phosphatidylinositol-4-phosphate 3-kinase activity; 1-phosphatidylinositol-3-kinase activity.
AAAAAAAAACAUUGGUUCAGUUCCUCUUAUACUAUAGGAAUUUUAUGUUCUGAAAAUUGGUAAGAUUACAAAGAAAUUAUGCCCAUGUGGUGACAAUUUGGGGAUAUCCUGUGUUAACUUAUGGAACAGAGGCUCACAGGAAGUCUUAUCAAAGUGUGGCUUUGUUUUGUCUUGAUGCUCAGUCAUACACUAUUAUGUUGAAGUGUGAACAGCUAUAAGGUGUUCAUACCUAUAAUAAGUGAAGAUGUAUAGCAGGAAACAACAAAAUGAGAUGAGGAAGCGAAGUUUACACGAGCCUUUCUUUAGUCAAGAAUACUUGGCUGGGGAAAGGUCAGUACGGAGACACACAGUGAGUGUGCCUAACUCUCUGGAGGGUGGUGGUGGGGACUAUCCAAAUUUAGGACUAGGAAGACCACGGCCAUUCCCUCUCCCCAUGUACAACGAUCCAACGGCAGAGAUAAUGGACAACUUGAGCCUUAGAGCUCAACCCAGCCUGGCAUCCACAGCCACAGUUGAAGUGGACUUCUUGAUGCCCAAUAGCAUCAUAAUACAGCACAAAGUGAGCACUAGUGCCUCACUGGAAGAGAUUAAAGAGGAACUAUGGGAGCGUGCCAGAGAGCUUCCUCUGUUUGGUAUGCUGCACGACCUCAACUCUUACCACUUUGUGUGCAUCAAUCCCCAAUCAGAAAACCUUGAGUUGAUGGAUGAAAGAAAAUGCUUACAGGACAUUAACUUGUUCCCAUACAUGUUCAUAUUCAAGGUGGUGGAGAGGAAAGGCAAUGAAACUGAAAAAUGUCUUAACCUUGAAAUUGGUCAACUAAUUGGAAAAGAUCUCCAAAAGUUUGAUGCCCUAAAGAAUCCAGAAGUGAAUGAGUUUCGAGGGAAGAUGAAGGCUCUCUGUGAUGAGGUGGUGGCAUCAAGAAAUAAAUUAACGUGGUAUGAGCGGGUGCAGUACCAGUAUCCGGCACGUAUAGCAACCAACCCUCAACUGGCCAGUUAUAUCACAGACAGACUUCAGGAGGACCAGCUGUUGUUGUCAGUCCAGUUUGAUCCUUCCAUGGAAGGGCAGCCCACAUACACAUUUCGUGUCUCAUUUGAUAUGAGAACGAGGGAACUUCUAGACCUUGCUUUGGCUAAACUGUCAGUGACUUUUGUAAUGGAUCAGCCGGCUGAAAACUAUGUAUUAAAGACGCCAGGUCGGGAAGAAUAUUUAAUAGCAGAUGUCCCCUUGUCCCAAUAUAUGUAUGUCCGUGAACACGUGUGCCAAGAUGAUUGUUCCUCAGUGCCUCUAGUCAUUGUGCAUCGGAAGACAAUUCAAGUUGACAUUGUAAACUUGUAUGGUCCAAUAGAAGAUCCUGGUGUAAGACACAUAAGGAACUCCUUCUCUGGAACAAAUCUAACUAGAAAGAAAUAUGUCUCUUCCUGGUCCAUCAAUGAAAACUUUCACUUCAGUAUUGGAACUGUCAGUAACAUGACAGUUUCUGCGGAUGACCAAGUUGAGGUGAUGGUGGAGGCUGGCUUAUACCAUGGAAGCAGGGCCCUUUGUGAGACCAAGGUGACCCAGGAAGUAACCAUCUCAGACGGAAAAGGUGUUUGGGAUGAAAACCUCACUCUUCCUAUUGCUGUUUGCAACAUUCCAAGAAAGCGGCUGUGUCUUGCCAUAUAUGAAGUCAGCCAAAGUGCCAAGGCAACCAAGGCUCGGGCAUCAAUUGGCAGCAGACCAGAGCUGUACAAGAACCCUCUGGCUUGGGUGAAUACAGCUGUCUUUGACUACAGAAACCAGCUGAAGACUGGUGCAAUGUCUCUCUAUGCCUGGAAGAUCUCUGAGGACCAAAUAGGGGAGGCUAUGCCCAAUCCUUUAGGGACACUGGUGAGCAACCCUGAUCAUGAACAGGCUGUCACCCUCACCAUCAUAUUUUCUCGUUUUGGCAGUACCUGCAGUAUUAUGUUUCCCUCCAAAGACAAGAUCAUCUCUGAAGCCAAGGAAAACCCACAGUGUGAUGAGAUAACACCAACUCCACCAAUGAUGGAUGAAAUCCAGCAAAUAGCUGAGCGUGAUCCUCUCACUGAGCUUCACGAACAGGAGCGCAAGCUGUUGUGGUCACUUAGAAAUGUUUGUCGCCAGGAGCUUCCUCACUUGCUGCCCAAGAUUCUGCAGUGUGUUGAGUGGGAUAACAAGACAGAGGUGGCAGAAAUGAUCUCUGUGUUGGAGGACUGGCCAAAGCUGUCCCCUGAUCGUGCCCUGGAGCUACUGGAUUAUGCCUAUGCUGAGCCUGCUGUCAGGACUUUUGCCAUUGAGUGCCUCACCCAUAUAAGUGAUGAUGACCUGCUGCUUUACUUGUUACAACUGGUGCAGGCAAUUAAACAUGAAAACCACCUUAACUGUCGUCUUGUGGAAUUCCUCCUCAGCCGGGCAUUGAGGAACAUGCGCAUUGGCCACUACUUCUUCUGGCAUCUAAGGUCAGAGAUGCAUGUACCUUCAGUCUCUAUUCGGUUUGGUCUCAUCCUGGAGGCCUAUUGCCGAGGCUCAUUAGAACACAUGAAAAGUUUGUUGCGACAGCUGGAUGCUCUUCACAAGUUCAAAGAGCUCAGAGGAAUUGCGAGUGUGAACCGAUCGAUGCGGGACCGCCAGAUGCGAGUUCACAUGACGAAGCCCCAUAACUUUGCCACGUUGUCUCACUUUCUAAACCCCAUUGAUCCGAUGUACAGGAUUAGUACUAUCAAGAUAGAGGAGUGUAAAGCCAAAGACAGUAAAAUGGCUCCUCUGUGGCUUGUGUUUGAGAAUGGAGAUCCUAAUGGGAAAAGCAUUUACCUGUUGUACAAAUAUGGAGACGACUUGCGACAGGACAUGCUGACGCUGCAGAUGAUUCGCAUAAUGGACAAGCUGUGGAAAGACAAUGGGAUGGAUCUAAGGAUGAACCCAUACAGCUGCAUGUCAACAGACAACCGUGAAGGCAUCAUUCAAGUUGUGCUCAAUGCUGAAACCAUUGCUAACAUUCAGAGACAGAAGGGCAUGUUCUCAGCCACUUGUGCUUUCAGAAAGGGAUCACUAUUAGCAUGGCUGAAGGACCACAACCCUACUGAGACACUACUUAACAAGGCAAUCCAUGAGUUCACUCUCUCCUGUGCUGGUUACUGUGUGGCCACCUAUGUCUUGGGGAUUGCUGAUCGUCACUCUGAUAACAUUAUGGUUAUGAAGAAUGGGCAACUCUUCCACAUUGAUUUUGGACACAUUUUGGGUCACUUUAAGGAGAAGUUUGGCAUCAGGAGGGAGAGACAGCCCUUUGUCUUGACACACGACUUUAUUAACGUCAUCACCAAGGGCAAACAGACACGAUCAGAAGAGUUUGAGCACUUCAAAGGAUACUGUGAAAAGGCAUUCCUAAUUCUGAGGAAGUAUGGGUCCUUCAUCAUCUCACUCUUUGCCAUGAUGAUCUCCACUGGGCUUCCUGAAUUACAGAGUGAAAAGGAUCUUAAUUAUCUAAAGGAAACUCUGAAACUUGAUUUGUCAGAGGACGAAGCUAGAGACCAUUUCCGCUCCAAGUUUGACGAGGCGUUGGCCAAUGCCUGGAAGACAUCUGUAAACUGGGCCUUCCAUUCCAUGGCUAAGAAGAACACCUAAAAGUGGGACAAGCUUAGCCUUAGCCCAUAGCUCUAUUCAUAUUCAGUGUUCUAAUGUUUCCUUUGAUGUAGGGAAAUAUCUAGAAGAAUAAGAUGUUAUGUACUAAUUGCUCGUGGAAAUUAAUUUUCCAUCCCAGUUGCCAUGUUACUUGGAGGUUUACUUUUCUACCCUCCAAGUAAAAUCCAAUAAAACUUGACACGGGAGUCAUGAUGCCCAAGUGUGCAAUUCCUCACUCUGGGCUUGUCAGGCUGUGUUAUGCAUGACUGCCUCCAUGGACAAAAGUUUAUGCAUUAUUAAUUUAUUUUUCUGAUGUUAAACAUAGUGUGCAUUGGUUACAUCUUCAGCACAUUAUCUCUAAGUGUGCUGGAUUGUGGGCAUUCACUGUAGUCUCCUGAUGUCCAUUGUUACAUCAUCCCAGUCACUGAAAAUAUAGAAAACACUGUUAGGAUGUUCCCCCAAAUGUUAUGCUUCCCUAUUAAAAAUCAAUACAUUUCCUUGUUAUAUGAUUUAUGGCAUCAUAUGGAUAAGUACAUUUGAGCAUCAUUCAGUUGUGAAAAUUACUCAAGAUAAAAGAUUUAGGACUAUCUGAGGCACAAAACAGCAGUUCGUUCAGAUUUUAUGAGAUUCCUGUAAAGAAUGAACUUUAUGGAACAGCUUGCCUUAAAUUACUUUCUUAGAUACCUAAUUUUGGUGCUAGAUGCAACUGUUAAAGUGCUGUCACCUGUAGGAUUAGAAACAAAUUUAUUUUCCUCACCUGGGAAUAUAGGGAAAACCAACGACAAUGUAAUGUAUAUAAUUACCACCACCAUCACCACCACCACCUCCCUCAACAUCACCACCUUUUCCCCAACAUCAUCACCUCCUCCCCCAAUAUCACCACCUCACUAGACUCCUCAAAAUCUUUACAUUAAGAUGUAUUGUCAUUGAAUGUACACAUCCUGGUAGUAGAAUUUAUUUGAUUUCCUGUGUGGGAUCCUUAAUAUCCGUUGAUCACUUCAUAUUUGUUUGUGAUGUCAUGAAAUAAAUAUGUUGUUAGUUACUGCUUGCCUCCACCUGAUCAGGUGAAGUUUGGUUUGGUGUGUGAGAUGGUCUUCUAGACCACCACUAAGCUGACCACCCCUGUACUGUACAUAUUUACCUUAUUUGCUCUUGUGUUUUCACUAAUUAAAUGUGGAAUGCUUAUGGAUUAUAUGAAAUAAUUUAUUAGCAAAAAAUA